Molecule: messenger RNA, 858 nt
Organism: Geodia barretti
Lineage: Eukaryota; Metazoa; Porifera; Demospongiae; Tetractinellida; Geodiidae
Source: the annotation of a GenBank genome assembly
AUGUGCGCCAAGAGCAGCACCGCUCCCCUCGACCGGCUCAAGAUACUUCUCCAGGCCCAGAACGUCCACUACCAACACCACACCGUCCUCUCGGGGUUUGUCGCAAUCUUCAGGAAGGAGGGCGCGCGAGGGUAUUUCAAAGGCAACGGAGCCAUGAUGGUUCGCAUCUUCCCCUAUGCUGCCAUCCAGUUCAUGUCUUACGAACAGUACAAGAGACUCCUGAGACCUCACUUCAGAACAGACACUCACACCUACAAACUGGUGGCAGGAAGUAUGACUGGAAUCACAGCAGUCACCUUUACCUACCCUCUGGACAUGGUGCGAGCCAGACUGGCCUAUCAGGUCCACGAGAGAAGAUAUCGAGGUGUGUGGCACACCCUCAGCACUGUUGCCAGGGAAGAGGGAGGGGCGAGAGGCCUCUACAGAGGCUAUGUCCCCACAGUUCUUGGCAUGAUUCCCUAUGCUGGUGUGGCUUUCUACUCAUAUGAGGUGCUCAAAUCUUUGAUGAUGGAGAAGUUGCAUGGCUCUGCCACCAAGCUGUCCCUCGAUGGAUCAGGGACGGUAGUCCUUACUGUACCAGCCACCUUGCUCUGUGGAGGUCUGGCUGGAGUGGUUGCUCAGACUGUGAGCUAUCCUCUGGACGUGGUUCGCAGAGUCAUGCAGGUCCAUGGGAUGGUGGCUGACCCUGCCACUGCGCCUCGUCUCCUCCAGGUCUUGGGGGACAUCUACCUCCGUGCUGGACUGGCUGGUGGCGUGUUUCGUGGCAUGUCACUCAACUACUACAGAGCCAUGCCUCAAGUAGCCGUCUCUUUUUGUGUGUAUGAACUCCUGAAGCAGUUGUUAGGGAUCAGUUCUUAA